AUGGCUGUCGGUAGCCUUAAGAGACCAAAUGUCCUUUGGGCUGUCUCUCUUUUUCUUCUCUUCUUUAUUUGGUUUCUCUGGGGCUUAAAAGCACAUUUCGGUGGUACUUCCGGGGAGUGGUACAGUUCGAUAAAAAAUGGGGUAGACCACAUAAAAACGCACGUCAGUAACAGCACAGAAGAAGUGUAUAGUGGACCGAACGAUGGCUCCGACGACAUCACGAAUACUGGAGAUCGUCCCCUAAUCCUUUACGCAUAUCACGAAACCGAGAAUGCGCGGAGAAACCUCGAGUUCUUCAUAGCACAUGGCCUACACCAUGCUGCGGACUUUAUCUUCGUCAUGAACGGCAAGACGGAUGCCACGAAUCUCCUGCCACAACUUCCCAACAUUAAAUACAUACAACGAGGGAACGACUGCUAUGAUAUGGGCGCUUUUGCGGAGGUUUUGGUGAAGGAUGAUCUGUACAAGAAAUACAGCAGAUUCAUCACGAUGAAUGCGAGCAUUCGAGGGCCUUUUCUUCCCUACUGGGCGACAGGAUGCUGGAGUGAUAUGUUUUUGAGCAAAGUCACCGACGAAGUCAAGCUGGUUGGUAUCACGAUGAAUUGUCGCCCUCUGCCCCACGUCCAAUCGAUGAUAUGGGCCACCGACCGUAUCGGCAUUGAAACCCUCUUAUUCCCGACCGAAUCCCAAGUCAAACGCCUCAAAGAAACACUGCCGACAUUCUCCCCAAACGAACCCGUACUCCCGCUCCAACAUGCUGGCAUCAAUUGGUGUCCUCACGAAUACUGGGCUGCUACAUCGGUCGAAGUACACGCCACGCCACUGAUAGAGGCAGCCGGUUACAAAGUCGACGCGAUGAUGGCGGCGUUCCACCAAAAAGCAGGAUAUGAAGAAAGUUGUGCGGAUCCUAAAUUCGCGCAGGAUCCGCUUUAUGAUGGGCAAUACUUUGGUACAACUUUGCAUCCGUUUGAUACAGUUUAUGCGAAAGCAAAUCGGGGGACAAAUGCUUUGAUUUUGGAGAGGCUCACGGAUUGGACGGAUAAAGGUAAUUAUAGCAGUUAUGAACACUGUCAUUGA
Messenger RNA from Lachnellula hyalina, 1077 nucleotides. RefSeq lists its product as uncharacterized. Bases 1 to 1077 code for a protein of 358 amino acids. NCBI's taxonomy places the organism in Eukaryota, Fungi, Ascomycota, Leotiomycetes, Helotiales, Lachnaceae. The transcript has 2 exons. The record is from RefSeq and is a predicted model, not a curated record.